Messenger RNA from Acromyrmex echinatior (Panamanian leafcutter ant), 385 nucleotides. RefSeq lists its product as uncharacterized. The record is from RefSeq and is a predicted model, not a curated record. Lineage: Eukaryota; Metazoa; Arthropoda; Insecta; Hymenoptera; Formicidae.
AUUUCCCCACAGAGUCCCGUAACUUUGGUAUUGUUAUUGUAAAAAUGAAGAAAAUGCGGCUCCUGAAAUGCUCCCAUUCUGGCCUCCCAACAACCCAGAUUUAAAUCUCUUGAAUUACUACGUAUGGGGCGUAGUUGAAAGGGUUACAAACAAGUUUCGACAUCUCAAUGUGACGUCAUUAAGGAUUAAGGAUAAGGACGCUAUUGAAGCAACAUUCGUCGGCAUGGACAGCGCCAUAUUACAACAUGCGUGCGAACGCUUCAGACUAAGAAUAGAAGUCGUCAUUCAAGCUAAUGAGGGAUAUAAUAUAUUGAAUAAUUGUGCUCUACAGAGCCAUUUACAUAGCUCUUACAGAUCCCCUAAGUGCCAUCUUCAUCGAGGAUGA